Messenger RNA from Condylostylus longicornis, 1070 nucleotides. RefSeq names its product phenoloxidase-activating factor 2-like. NCBI's taxonomy places the organism in Eukaryota, Metazoa, Arthropoda, Insecta, Diptera, Dolichopodidae. Gene Ontology annotation, molecular function: serine-type endopeptidase activity. The coding region runs from base 84 to 1070 and encodes 328 amino acids. The transcript has a single exon. Gene Ontology annotation, biological process: proteolysis. The record is from RefSeq and is a predicted model, not a curated record.
AUCGGAUAUUAUAUGAAAAAUAUAAUAGUUCUGGUAUAAAAAUUUUUAAAGCAUUUAAAUCUAAAAUACAAAAUCGAAAUUUUAUGCAAAUACAAAAUAAUGUUGAAAAAAUAAACUUUCCUUGUGGUAUACGUAAUUUUCCAGAUAUAACAGAUAAAAUUUCAAAUGGUCGUUCUACAUAUGAAUUUGAAUUUCCAUGGAUAGUAGCAAUUUUUAAAAAUAGUUCAAUUGAAAAACAUGAAUUCAUUUCAUCUGGAACUUUAAUACAUCCAAGACUUAUAUUAACAGCAGCCCAUAUUUUUGAUAAUUAUGUAGAUUCAAAUAGUGCUGAAGAAAUAUCAAUAAUUGAUAAAUAUAAAAAUAAUUUAUAUGUACGUUCUGGUGAUUAUGAUUUAAGUAAUACUAAAGAAUCUAAAGGACAUCAAAUUAAUAUAAUUGAUGAAAUAAUAAUUCAUCCACAUUUUAAUCGUUCAAUAAGUUUAUAUGAUAAUGAUAUAGCAAUUUUAUAUUUAAGAGAUAAUUUUACAUUUGAUUACAAUGUUCAAUCAAUAUGUUUACCACCAGAAAAUGCAAUUUUUAAUAAUAAAAAUUGUUUUACAGCUGGUUGGGGUAAAAAUGGAAGGAAAAAAUUAGGAAAAUAUCAAAAUAUCUUACAGGUAACUGAAACACCUGUAAUUGAAAUAAAUGAAUGUAAAAAAAGAAUUUACCAAUAUGAAAAAAUUAAUAGAAAAAAUAAUAAAAAUUCAUUCUUACCAAUUAAUAAUGAUAGUGUGAUUUGUGCUGGUGGUAAAUUUAAUAAAAAUCCUUGUAAAGGUGAUAAUGGUUCACCAUUAUUUUGUCCAAUUGAUAAUUCUAUUAAUCAAUAUUAUCAAGUUGGUGUUGUAUCGGAUGCAUCAAAUUGUAAUUUAGAGAUACCAACAUUCUUUACAAAUAUUGCAUUUUUUAGACCGUGGAUUGAUUUCAUUGUUACAGAUGCUUUUAAUCUUAAAAUAGAUUUUUACAAAUAUUUUUUAGAUGAAAUUGAAGAAGAUUUAACACCAACUUAUCAACCUAAAAAAUAUAAUUUUUAA